Messenger RNA from Trichoderma asperellum CBS 433.97, 1209 nucleotides. RefSeq lists its product as uncharacterized. The record is from RefSeq and is a predicted model, not a curated record. Lineage: Eukaryota; Fungi; Ascomycota; Sordariomycetes; Hypocreales; Hypocreaceae.
AUGGGUUCCUGCUUAAGGUGCAGGAUGCAACGGAUUCGAUGCGAGUUUGAUGUCCCAGGUGGAUGUUGUCUGCCUUGCAAAAAGGUGGAGAAUACAAAGGCAGCGCGCUUGCCAUGCCUCCGAUACAAGAUCACUGAUAUGACACUUUAUAAAACAGGCCAAGUUCCAGGAUAUGAGUGGACCCAAAGAUGGACCAAAGGCACUUCUGACCCUAUCCAGCUAUGGGCAUCGUCCGAGAUCAGAACUGUUUACGUUUCCGUGUGUUAUUCAACAGAGCGGCUCCCACUCAAGGUUCGCAGGUUUGUCCCGCAAGAAGGCGACAAGCUGGAGCGGACAUGGGCUUAUAGAGGUGCCAAGAAGUCGGCUAUUAUCCCGCCAUAUGCACUUGUGGAUGUAGAGGCCGGCACAUCGGCGUACACUGCCUAUAUCCGGGCUUCCAUGGAGGGCAUAUUUCGAAACAUGCUUGGCAGUACCAACGGUCUGCUGUACAAGACCUAUCUCUUGGCCUACCGCAUGUGGCAAAAGGAGGAGAGAACGUCAGAGGUAUUUGGGCUACUCAAUUGGACGCUCCGGCUAUGGGUAGCCAUUCGCCUGUCAACCACGUCGGCGUUUAUUGUCGGACAAGAAACUCUGGACAUGCCAGCAAAUAUCCUUGACGAGUCAAGCCCCGAUCACGGGAAAAUACCAUUGCCCCCAGUAAUGGGUGCACAGAUGGACAUGAUUCUCAUACAUCACAUCCAAAACAAACUUAGGCACGAGCUUUUGGAUAAUCUCCAAAAAGUAAUGCUCAGGAAUAAACCAACUAGCUGGCUAGUGACUUAUCUGGUGUCGUUUAUUCUGCUUCAUAAUAUUGCACUUAUUACAAAGCAUGAUGCUAGCUAUGCCGACAAGCAUGGCAUGAAUCGUCGGUUUGCGCGUGAAGAAAAAGUACGAGAGUAUCAUAUGGGAGCAAACGUUAUCCUCGCACAUUUUCACUAUUGCAACAAGGGGAGAGUACCCUUCUCUGAGGAGUGUGAAGACAAGGAUUUGCGAGCAUUGGCGCAACUAGACGAGGAAAAAAUCCAGUUUGUCCGUGCGACCAGAGCACUUGUCCAGCGACACAAACAAGAGUGGCAGAAAAUUCGCUCCAAUGAAGAAUAUGAGGACGAUUAUUUUUUCGUUAGCCAACUCUUUGACGAGAAAUGGCAGCCAAGUACUACUAAUGUGUAA